This is a messenger RNA of Trachymyrmex cornetzi, 2399 nucleotides long. Its product is annotated as lethal (3) 04053. The record is from RefSeq and is a predicted model, not a curated record. Gene Ontology annotation, biological process: positive regulation of protein localization to cilium; regulation of cytokinesis; positive regulation of cilium assembly. Gene Ontology annotation, cellular component: centrosome; midbody; recycling endosome. Lineage: Eukaryota; Metazoa; Arthropoda; Insecta; Hymenoptera; Formicidae. Bases 777 to 2372 code for a protein of 531 amino acids. The transcript has 8 exons.
UCCAAAGGCUAUAUAUCUAAUCAAUGGGCUAUAAAGCGUCGUGCAGGUCCUCAAAGUUACAAUGUAAAUAUCGACAGGCUAUCAAUAAGGCGUAAGAAUAUAUAUCAAUAAUUUCCUAUUGAAAUGUCAAUUUUUAAUGAAAUGUCAAUCGUUCAAGAGAGAUGCAUCGAUAUACAGCUGAAAAAGAACUGUGUACAAUUACAAUCACUGAUGAAAAAGUCGCACGAGAAAAGGCGAGAAGAAACUUGUUCACUCCACUCGUUCAAUUACAUUUUUCUACGUUUUGUAUCUAAUUUCCUUUUAUUUUAGAAACUAUAGAUAUAUCUCCAUAUCAUUUCAAACUGUUUCAAGCGUAGAAAGCGCAUUUAGUUUACGAUUACUUGAUUCUACUCUAUAUUUGGUCUAAACACAAAGGUCGCGAAGGUGUAAACAGUUUAUGUAUUGUGUUUAGGUCUUUAAGUUAAAUAUAGGGUACAGAUCGCCAGCUGAACGCACGGCGCACUACCGCGAACGCGAACGCGAACGCGAAGUGUGAAAACCGCGUCGUGAAUGAUUAUAAGCAGAGUGAGUGGAGCAGAGGGAGCAGAGUUGAGCGGAGUGAUGGACACAUAUUAAAGGAGCAUCGAUGAGUGUUGCUGAUCGAGCCAACCUAACCUGACACGAUCAGCAGGCACUGCAGGCAAACAGACAGUGACAGACGUGAAGCGAGCGCGUACUCUUCUCGGCGAAGUCGAGCGUCGCACGCAAAUGACUCGAUCGUAGCGUCGACGCGAAUUAUGGCAAGCCGUAAGAGAACCGACGAUCCAGAUCGUCGGUUGUCGUUGUCUCAACGCCACUUGUGGUCUUCGUCGUCUGACGAGGAGGAGGAGAAGACUACCUCCUCCUGGACGCCCUACGUAGUGGCGUGUAAGAACUCCUCAUCGCCGUCGGGAAACGAAAUGGUCUCUCUGCCGUUUUCGUCAUCGGAUGAGGAGAAAAUGAUAUCCUCCGCUCGUUGCCAGGAUACUCAAUCAAUAAACAACCCGUCGACGACAUCGGACCGUUUCAGCAGGAGUCACGUCGACUCCAUCGAGCAGUCGACAUCAGGCCAAGACGCGUCGUCGCGUCGCGAUAACAACCCCUUUAGUUUCAAGGCCUUCUUAAAGAAUGGCAUGCAGCAAACCAACUAUCAAAACACCGGGGCAAGACCAAAAGUCUAUUCAUCCUCCACAUCAAGUCCUGGUAACGUCCUUGACAAAGAUAAUGUCGGCAGCGGCGUUUAUUCCGGUCGAAACCCAACGGAACUGCCAGACUUUGUACAGGAUCACCUGGUUAUUGAACAGUGUUACCUGAAUCAUGAGAAUAGUCAACCAAUACUACCUGAUGUGGAUAAUCUACCGGACUUUGCAUUGAACAGUAUGGAGCAAAGGCAGUGUCGAUUACGGAACGAGACCAAAAAGAACGACUCUGACAUCUUGUGCGAUGAUCUACGAUCAUUUGAUCUCACUGAUACAUUGCACAAAGGCUUACCACACAGAGAUCAUACUGCAUCAAAUACAAAACAUCAAAUGCAUUCUAAUCACUUGGACCUACCUAUGUUCGAGGAUAGACUCAACGAAACUGCACCUAUCUUUCCUCGCCCUGAACACAGAGGAUUUCCAUUUGAUUUACCAUUACCCUUUCCUGACUCCAAUCCUAGUAUAAAUACAACCGCACGAGGCGAUCUUCCAUCAGGUGGUGAAACAAAUGUUCACAAAUCUCUACCAGACUUCUUAAGCGAUGGUCCUAUACAUAGAUCUUCAGAUUCAGAACCUAUAGCGAGCAUGACAGAAUCCACAGAAAGAAGGUUUUUGCUCGAGAAUGAAAGAUUACGUCAGCAAUUAGAGGUAUCUCGAAGGCAACUUAAUGAAAAAAUAGAAAGAAUUCGUUCAUUGGAGGCAGAAUUGUUAUCUAAAAAGGAAGUGGAACACGAAGAGACUGUGCACUUGGAAAAAGCGAUGGAGCAAGUCGAAGAUAACUUAAAACGAAGUACAAAACGAGCAGUUAAUGCUGAAAGUACUGUCACAUCAUUGAAAAAAGAGAUUAAGGUUUUAACGACAGAGAUAUCUCUACUACGAUUGGAGAACAGUGAACUUCGAGCCGGUAUCUCGGCUGCUGGACAAAGUGAAUCGAAUGCUGGUGCUGUUAAUAUGAAUCGUACGAUUAGAAGGCUUGCGCGUGAUUUAUUCGCGGCUGCAUCGUCGGCUGAAGUAUCCCUCAGACAAUUAAUGUCCGGUGUGGAUAAUCUGAGAGUGCUCGCAUCAACCCUCGAAAAUGUGGACAGGAUAGAAGACUGGACCAAAGACUUUUUACCUGAUUCCGACGAGGAUAAUGCCGCCGGUCCCGCAGUAUAAUAGAAUUUUUUCUCUUUCUCUCUCUCU